AUGCUACAACAAUAUCUGCUAACGGGACCUUAUGUCCAAGCUAUCAAUGAAAAUGUCUACCCAGCUUACUUUGAUAAAGUCUACCCAGCUUACUUUGAUAAAGUCUACCCAGCUUACUUUGAUAAAGUCUACCCAGCUUACUUUGAUAAAAUCUACCCAGCUUACUUUGAUAAAGUCUACCCAGCUUACUUUGAUAAAGUCUACCCAGCUUACUUUGAUAAAGUCUACCCAGCUUACUUUGAUAAAGUCUACCCAGCUUACUUUGAUAAAGUCUACCUAGCUUACUUUGAUAAAAUCUACCCAGCUUACUUUGAUAAAAUCUACCCAGCUUACUUUGAUAAAGUCUACCCAGCUUACUUUGAUAAAGUCUACCCAGCUUACUUUGAUAAAGUCUACCCAGCUUACUUUGAUAAAGUCUACCCAGCUUACUUUGAUAAAGUCUACCCAGCUUACUUUGAUAAAGUCUACCCAGCUUACUUUGAUAAAAUCUACCCAGCUUACUUUGAUAAAGUCUACCCAGCUUACUUUGAUAAAGUCUACCCAGCUUACUUUGAUAAAAUCUACCCAGCUUACUUUGAUAAAAUCUACCCAGCUUACUUUGAUAAAGUCUACCCAGCUUACUUUGAUAAAGUCUACCCAGCUUACUUUGAUAAAGUCUACCCAGCUUACUUUGAUUAA
Messenger RNA from Biomphalaria glabrata, 678 nucleotides. Its product is annotated as deleted in azoospermia protein 3-like. NCBI's taxonomy places the organism in Eukaryota, Metazoa, Mollusca, Gastropoda, Planorbidae. The record is from RefSeq and is a predicted model, not a curated record. The coding region runs from base 1 to 678 and encodes 225 amino acids. The transcript is spliced from 2 exons.